Gigantopelta aegis is the source of this 1911-nucleotide messenger RNA. Its product is annotated as flavin-containing monooxygenase 5-like. The transcript has 5 exons. Bases 190 to 1791 code for a protein of 533 amino acids. Gene Ontology annotation, molecular function: flavin adenine dinucleotide binding; N,N-dimethylaniline monooxygenase activity; NADP binding. NCBI's taxonomy places the organism in Eukaryota, Metazoa, Mollusca, Gastropoda, Neomphalida, Peltospiridae. The record is from RefSeq and is a predicted model, not a curated record.
UCCUGUUCCAACUCCCAUCCCGCCCUACCUCACUAUCAAGCAGACUGUCAUUUCACGAACACGGGUGGAAUUUUUAUCGGCAGCAGUGUUAAGUGUUAACGUUCGCGAUCAAAGUCCUGCGUUGUCAUAUCGCAAUGACCUACAUGGACUGAACUAUAUAUAUUAAUUUCACCGACACUGUGUUCGAACAUGGCGAAGAAAAUAGCGGUGAUUGGGGCAGGCGCCAGCGGUUUGACUGGAAUUAAAUGUUGCCUGGACGAGAGUCUGGACCCAGUGUGUUUCGAACGGACGGACGGACUGGGAGGGCUGUGGAAGUUCACGGAAAAAGUGGACGACGACCUGGGUUGCGUGAUGAGGUCGACCAUCAUAAACACGAGCAAGGAGAUGAUGUCGUACAGCGAUUUCCCUAUACCCAAAGAGUACCCCAAUUUCAUGCACAACACCAAGGUGUGGCAAUACUUCAAGCUGUAUACUAAAAAAUUUGACCUUGAGAAAUACAUCAAAUACAACAAGCAGGUGUUGUCUGUGAAGCCAACAGUGGAGUUUGAAACAACCGGCCAAUGGGAUGUCGAGGUUAAAGACCAUGUGACCAAUGAGGUCACAAAAGAAGUAUUUGACGGUGUUCUGCUAUGUACGGGCCACCACGCGAAAAAGCACGAACCGAAGUUUGCAGGUCAAGAAGAUUUUCAAGGAAGAAUACUCCAUUCUCACGACUACAAGGACAGUCGAGGGUUUGAGGGGGGAAAGGUUGUCGUCAUAGGUAUCGGCAACUCAGGGGGAGAUAUAGCUGUUGAACUUGGACGUGUUUCUAAGGUUUUUCUGAGCACCAGGAGGGGAAGCUGGGUGCUACAUAGAGUCGCAGAUGGCGGGCUUCCGAUUGACAUGGUCGGGGCUACGAAAAUGAAUCAUUUUUUUAAAAAUCACUUGCCAAAGUCUGUAAUCAAUUUAUUAGCAAAGAAAACCGUCAUGAGUCGUUUUGAUCACAGACUGUUCCGUUUAGAACCCAAACACGACAUCCUUGCUCAGCACCCUACUGUCAACGACGACUUGCCAAACAAAAUACUGUCUGGAGCAGUGACGGUGAAAGCAGACGUGAAGAAGUUCACAAAAACUGGAGUGGAAUUCGUGGACGGGACGUUCGAGGACAACGUCGAUGUGAUCAUCCUGGCGACUGGGUACAUCUUCGGAUUUCCUUACAUAGACAAGUCCAUCAUCGAAGUCCACGACAACAAGGUGAAACUCUUCAAGUACAUGUUUCCUCCAGAUCUGGCCAAACCAACCUUAGCCGUGAUCGGUUGCUUUCAGCCUCUCGGCGCCAUUAUGCCCAUUUCUGAACUUCAGUGUCGUCUGUAUGCACGGGUUUUCAAGGGUGACGUGGUGCUCCCCACGAAGUCGGCGAUGUGGCAGGACAUCCGCGACAAGGAGGCCGCGAUGUCGGCGAGGUACGUGCAGUCACAGCGUCACACGAUACAGGUGGACUACGUCGACUUCAUGGACGAACUGGCCGAGCUGUGUGGGUGCAAGCCUGAUAUCGCGAGUAUGCUGAAAUCUGACCCAUCACUGGCUCUGAAAUGCUGGUUUGGACCGUGCACUCCGUAUCAGUACCGACUCACCGGUCCUGGCAAGUGGUCCGGUGCCCGGACAGCCAUCCUCACACAGUGGGACCGUGUGCGAUAUCCUCUGCAAACCAAACCACUUCCUGAAGGCGUGGGGGUGGAAACCUUUUCUUUGCAAACGAAAAUUAUUAUCUUUAUAGUCUUAAUUGCGAUAUUAUAUAUGUUCUUCUUUUGAAAUACAGAUGUAUAACUGUUGAACAUUUGUCAGCAAAUGUUAAUAAAUAAAACUGUCGUAUAACCUGACCAUAUAUGUAUAUUUGUGUACGACUUUACAAAUCAUGUUUUACAGACACGA